GCCACCCAGGCGCCCCAGGAAGUUUGUACCUUUUGACCCCCCUCCCCCAGUCCCAUUUUGCCCACUCCCCACCCUGGCAACCAGUCUAUUCUCUGUAUGCAUGAACUUGAUUGUUUUGGUUUCUGUAGGGUUGUUUUAGAUUCCACAUACAGGUGAGACAAUACGGUAUUUGUCUUUCUGACUAACUUCACUUAGCAUAAUGUCCUCAGGAUCCACCCAUGUUGUCUCAAGUGACCAGAUUUUCUCUUUUAGGGCCAAUAUUCCAUUGUAUGUAUAUGCCACAUAUUCUUUAUCCAUUUGUCUCUUAUUGGACACUUUUUUCCAUAUCUUGGCUAUUGGAAAUAAUGCCGCAAUGAAUGUGGGUGUGCAUAUAUCAUUUCAAGUUAGUGUUUUUAUUUUCUUUGGCUAAAAAGCCAGAAGUGGAAUUGUUGGAUCAUGGGGUAGUUCUGUCUUUUGAGGAGCCUUCACACUGUGUUCCUUCGUGGCUGUACCAGUUUACGUUCCCACCGUGUGCUCUCCAGCCCCUCACGGACAUGUGUGAUCGCGGUCUGCUAGCAGCCGCUCGCAUAGGUGGGAGGCCCUCACCUGCCAUGGUCUUGAUUCGCAUUCCUCCAGUGCUCGGCCGGGCAUCUUCCCAGGCACCUGUUGGCCGGGGGUAGGUCUUAUUUUAGAAAAAUGUUCAGAUAUUCUGCCCAUUUAUUAAUCAGAUUGUUUUUUCAGAUGAAUUGCAAGUAUUUUAUCCCAUUUUAGAAGGGUUCCUUUUCAUUUUGUCAGUGGUUUCUUUUCUGUGUAAAUGCUUUUUGGUUUGAUAUAGUUCUACUUGUUUAUUUUUGCUUUUGUACCAUUUGUAUGGCUUGGAUAUGGUAGAUCUCUUCUUAUGCCUGAUAUUUUUCCUUGCAAUUGUAAGCUCAUCUGUGGCCUUUAAAUAUUUAAAGCUUUAAUUAACUCUUUAAUAUUGUCUGAUUUGAUACCACAAAAAAUAAUACCUAUGAGUAUCAUUUCUGUACUGAUAACAUUAAAUGCUAUGCAUUUGUUUACAUAUUUAUCCUCCCUAUCCACAUUUUCAGAGGAGAAACCAUAUUUUAUUAAUUUUAGAUACCUGUUGUAUAGGACAGUGCCAGAGACGUAGGGGAUCUAAAUAAAUGUCUUAUUUGUAAAAAUGUUUGGGAAACAUGAUAAAACAGUGAAGAUGUACAGUUGUUAUCCUAUGUAAAUUUUCAUGGUGAAUGACUCUUUUACAAUGAGGGAUCAGUUUCAUUCACGGAUGUGACUGUGGACUUCACUCAGGAGGAAUGGGAGCAACUGGACCCCUCCCAGAGGAUCCUUUACAUGGACGUGAUGCUGGAGAAUUACAGCAACUUACUCUCCGUGGAGGUGUGGAAGGCCGACGCCCAGCUGGAGCAGGACCACAGCGGCCCAGAUGAGCAGGCGAGGCCCUUUAUCAUUUUUAAGAACCAAACCCCCAUUGAGGAAAGAGAUAAUCUCUUUGGAAAAACAUUUAAUCUGAGCACAGAUUUUGUUUCCUUAAGGCAAGUACCCUAUAAAUACGACUUAUAUGAAAAAACUUUGAAAUCUAAUUCAGACUUGAUUAAUAGCAAUAGAAGCUAUGUAAGAAAGAGAGCCGAUGAAUGUAAUGGAUUUGGAAAAGCACUCCUCUAUCUGAAGCAAGAGAAAACCCAUCAUGGGUUGGAAUACUCAGAAUAUAAUAAAAGCGGGAAAGUCUUUAAAGAAGCCAUUUUUAAACAUCAGAAAAUAAGAAAUUUGGUACAGCCUUUUAUUUGUAAUUACUGUGACAAGGCUUUCUCCUUUAAGUCACUCCUCAUUAGCCACAAGAGAAUACACACUGGAGAAAAGCCUUACGAAUGUAACGUGUGUAAGAAAACCUUCUCCCAUAAGGCAAACCUCAUUAAACAUCAAAGAAUUCACACGGGGGAGAAACCCUUCGAAUGUAUUGAAUGCGGCAAAGCUUUCACCCACCAGUCGAACCUCAUCGUCCACCAGAGGGCGCACAUGGAGAAGAAGCCCUAUGAGUGCGGCGACUGCGGUAAGACGUUCGCCCAGAAGUUUGAACUGACCACACACCAGAGAAUUCAUACAGGAGAACGACCCUACGAGUGUAAUGAGUGUGCAAAAACCUUCUUCAAGAAGUCCAACCUCAUUAUACAUCAGAAGAUCCACACGGGGGAGAAGCGCUAUGAGUGCAGUGAAUGUGGAAAAUCCUUUAUCCAGAACUCACAGCUCAUCAUACACAUGAGAACUCACACGGGAGAGAAACCCUACGAGUGUACUGAAUGCGGCAAGACAUUCAGCCAGAGGUCAACCCUGAGGUUACAUUUGCGGAUCCACACAGGAGAGAAACCGUACGAGUGCGCUGAGUGUGGGAAGGCCUUCAGCAGGAAGUCCCGACUCAGCGUCCACCAGAGGGUCCACCUGGGGGAGAAGCCCUGAGGCGGCGGCCAGCAUGUUGGGUGGAGAACCCAGGAUCCCUGGGGGGGGGGGGG
Suricata suricatta (meerkat) is the source of this 2501-nucleotide messenger RNA. It is a transcript of the gene ZFP1, whose product is annotated as ZFP1 zinc finger protein. Lineage: Eukaryota; Metazoa; Chordata; Mammalia; Carnivora; Herpestidae. The transcript has 3 exons. Bases 1330 to 2448 code for a protein of 372 amino acids. Gene Ontology annotation, biological process: regulation of transcription by RNA polymerase II. The record is from RefSeq and is a predicted model, not a curated record. Gene Ontology annotation, molecular function: RNA polymerase II cis-regulatory region sequence-specific DNA binding; DNA-binding transcription factor activity.